This is a messenger RNA of Passer domesticus (house sparrow), 5670 nucleotides long. RefSeq names its product collagen alpha-1(I) chain-like. The transcript is spliced from 9 exons. Bases 127 to 5670 code for a protein of 1847 amino acids. The record is from RefSeq and is a predicted model, not a curated record. NCBI's taxonomy places the organism in Eukaryota, Metazoa, Chordata, Aves, Passeriformes, Passeridae. Gene Ontology annotation, molecular function: microtubule binding.
GGUUCCGGCGCGUGCGCGCGCGGGGCGAGCGCGAGUCCCUGGCGACCGGGGGGAGAGCGGGACCGGGGGACACGCGGGGGCAGACGGACACACGCAGGGACACACGGGGACAGGCGGCCCGCCGCCAUGGAGCACGGCCAGCAGCAGCAGCAGCAGCAGGACGAGGGGGAGGAGGAGCAGCGGGCUCAGGAGCCGUGGUUCUGGCUGGCAGCAGAGCUGGGGAGCAGCUGCUCCUGGGACACCAAGCUGGGCCUGAGCUGUGCCAGGAGGGAGCUGUCGGAGCUGCCCACGCUGGAGGAAGGGCUGCUGUCCUCAGCAGAAGCUUCUGGAGCUCCAGCCUCACCCCUGGAUAUCCAGGAGAGCAGAUUCUCCCCCUGCCUGCCCCUGCUGCUGAGCCCAGGCCUGGCUGAGACGUUCCUGCAGGGAUCCCAGCUGGAUUUCCUUCCCCUGAGAGGAAUCCCGGAUGUUUCUGGAGCAUUCCUGGAGUGUUCAGAGCCUCCCCAGGUCCAUGGCAGCGCAUCCCUGAGGGGCCCAGCCCUUCCCAGUCCAUCCCAGCCCGUGGGACAGGCGGAUCCUGGAGCUGCCCCCCGGGCUGGGGAGCCCCUGGGCAGCCAGGGGGACAGUGGGGACAGUGACAGUGGCACUGAGCAGGAGGCACCAGCCCCCCCAGCACAGCCAGCUCCCGAGGAGGGGCUGGCAAAGGGGCUGGAGCAGCCCUGGGGCACAGCUGGGAAGGAUGGACACUGCUCUGGUCACUCCUGUGGCCACUCCUCCCAGGACAGUGAUGGCCCAGCUGCUGGCUCUGAGCUGUCAGAGGGCAACAAGGAGUCCCCGGGGCAGGAGGAAUCCUCCUCCUCCUCCUCCUCUUCCUCCUCCUCCUCGGGAAGCUCCUCGUACACAACUGCACUGACCAAAUUCUCUGAGAGAAGUGAAAGGGGGGUGCAGCCGGAGAAGGUGAAGGUGCUGGGGAGUGCAGCAGCAGCCCUGGAGAAACUGGAGAAGGGAAAGAAGGUGCCUGAGCUUGGCUGGUCAGAUAACUUCUGUGAUGGCCUGAGGAAAGGCCGUGCCAAAACCUCGGGUGCUCAAGGUGUUCUCUGUGCAGCAGCCUCUGGGGCAGGCAGGGGAGGGCUGCAGGAGCCUGGGGUGCAGCCCAGGGGCUCCCGGGGGCUCCCAGCUGCUCCUGAGGAGCUGCAGGGAGCUCUGCUGGACCAGCAGCAGCCAGCAGGGAGGCUGGGGACGCUGAGCCAGCCCCAGGACACUGCCCCGUGCCCUGGGCAUUCCCCAGAGCCUGCAGGGAGCAGGGCUGAGCUGACUGCCUCUGACUGCUCCAUAGAGAGGGGCCACAAGGCCACAGAGAUCUCCCCUUCCUUCAGCCUGGGGGGUGAGGGCUCCUUCUCCCUGCACCUGGCUCAUCCCAACUUCCAGUCCACUCCAGGGGUGCUCCUCAAGAGAGCUGGGAAGGCAGAAGGACCUGCUGGAGUCCUGGUGAUCCCUUCGGAGCUUCAAGGCUCUCCUUGCUGUCCCAGUGAAGAAGCCCCAGGGAAGCCCCCUGCCCCUGGGUCCUCUGGGGAGCAGCACCCUCCCCAGAGUGCUGUGGAAGAGACCUGUGGGCGUUUGGAGUCCUUGAGGCUGGAGUCCCCCUGCCCUGGCAGGAUGCAAUCCCUCCCCUCCCUGGGGCUCCUGGAGAAGGUGGAACCCCCCAGCCCUGGCAGGCUGCAGUCCUUCCCAUCCCUGGGGCUCCAGGAGAAGGGAGAAUCCUCCUGCUCUGGCAGGAUGCAAUCCCUCCCAUCCCUGGGGCUCCUGGAGAAGGUGGAAUCCCCCAGCCCUGGCAGGAUGCAGUCCUUCCCCUCCCUGGGGCUCCUGGAGAAGCUGGAAUCCCCCUGCCCUGGCAGGAUGCAGUCCUUCCCAUCCCUGGGGCUCCAGGAGAAGGUGGAAUCCCCCAGCCCUGGCAGGAUGCAGUCCCUGCCCUCCCUGGGGUUCCAGGAGAAGCUGGAAUCCCCCAGCCCUGGCAGGAUGCAGUCCCUGCCCUCCCUGGGGUUCCAGGAGAAGCUGGAAUCCCCCAGCCCUGGCAGGAUGCAGUCCCUGCCCUACCUGGGGCUCCUGGAGAAGGUGGGAGCCUGGGCCCUGGGCCAGCCUCAGCAGGGUCCCGGUGCCACCAGCUCCCGUGUGCCAGGUGGGUCUCCUGCUGCCAGGACAGCCUGCAGCGCACCUCCCAGGGCUUCAGGCUGUGUUUUAUCAGUCCAGAGGAGCCCUGGGCACCCCGAGGAGCGUGCUGCCCCUGGCUGCAGGGGGACAGGCUCCCUGGGCAGCGUGCAUUUCCCCAGCAGCGAGCUGCUGCCUGCCCCUGCUCUGAGCAGGUCCCAGUCUGACAGCACCGUGAACAUUUCCAGCAGCAGCAGAGCCCUGCCUGCAGCGAGCCCGGCAGCACAGGGCACGGGGCAGCCCCCGGGGCAGCAGAGCCCUGCUCUGGGAGCCUCUGGCAGCUGCACCCCCCCAAAGCUGCUGCCUGCACCCCGUGCUGAAGGGGUGCCCAGCACCGCCAGGCGAAGCUCGGCCCCAGGGGUGUGUGUGCCCAGUGCUGCUCAGCUCCUUCAGAAGGACGGCAGCUGCCCAGCUGAGGAGCAGCAGGACUGUGGGGAGGAGGGAAAUCCGUCCCUCAGCCUCAGUAUUCCCACUGGUCACGGCAUCAUGGACAGCUUUGGAGCCGUUUCCUUGGAGAGUUUGAAUUUUCCUGAUGGUCCUGAAGAGCCUCAGGGGGCCCUGGUGGUGCCCAGGCCCUGCCCCAGUGCAGGAGGGGACAGUCCCAUGCCCCCUGGAGCAGCCCUGGAGACUCCCAAGAAGGAAGAGCUGAAUAUUGAAGAAAGGAUCCCGGUGUACCUGCGCAACCUGGGCAUCGAGCAGUCCCCGGGCUCCAUCCUGGCCCCCUUCGUGCCCCCCGCGCCCCUCCCGGAGCUGGAGUUCUCCCCCUGGCAGCUCAGGAGCCUGCAGCCCCCCCUGGACACGCUGGACAGGGACCCCCCCCACGCUCAGGGGGCGUUGCUGCCAGCCUUUGAGAUGUCCCAGGCCAGCUUUGGCUCGGAUGUGUCCCCUCUGAGCGUGUCCCUCGCCGUGGGCUCCGAGGCUGGCUCGGAGCAGGAGCAGGAGCUGCUGUCCCCCCUCGGGGACCCCCCAUCCAGCCCGGGCAGUGUGCCAGGCCCCCAGCUGGAGGAGGCUGCCCCAGCCCGGGGGGCAGAGGGGUGCCCUGGCAGUUCUGGGGCACGGCAGGACCUGCCCAGCUGCUCCUCGGGCAGCAGCCAGCAGGGAUGGGCUGUGGGGGCUUUGCCUGGGGUUGGGAAUGAGGUGGAAUUGGACAGGGCAUCCCCGAGCUCCGGGGUGGGAAGUGAGAGCAGCCAGGGCCAGGAAAAGGAGUCCCUGCUGGGGCCUGGGGUGCUGCAGGAGCUGCGGGAGCUGCUGGCACAGGUGGAGGGGCUCACUGCCAGCUGCAGCCGUCCUGCUGGCCCCACAGCCUCCUGCAGGGAGCCCGGGGAGCUCCCCCCGGGGCUGCCUGGGGGGGAGCAGGGUCCCAAGGGUUCCAGGCUGGGCCAGGAGUGGAUCCCCGAGCUGCACAAGAGGCUGUCGUGGGAUGAGGCCGUGACCCCGAGGGGUGUGCGGGGACAGGGGCUGGGGAUGCCCCCUCUGGAUGCUGCCAGCUGCCAGCUGGCAUGGGGAGACCCUCUGGGGGCCAGCUCCCAGCGCAGGGAAGGGCUGAGGGGAACGGCCCAGGAGAUGAGGGCAGGGAAAUCCGCGGGGAGGUCGGAGCCAGAAGGGUGCAGCAGUGUGACCGCGGGCAGGGACCAGGCUGCCCGUGCAGGACUGGCACAGGGCAGUGCCAGCAGUGUGACCACGGGCAGGGACCAGGCUGCCCGAGCGGGGCUGGCACAGGGCAGUGCCAGCAGUGUGACCGCGGGCAGGGACCAGGCUGCCCGAGCGGGGCUGGCACAGGGCAGUGCCAGCAGUGUGACCACGGGCAGGGACCAGGCUGCCCGUGCAGGACUGGCACAGGGCAGUGCCAGCAGUGUGACCACGGGCAGGGACCAGGCUGCCCGAGCGGGGCUGGCACAGGGCAGUGCCAGCAGUGUGACCGCGGGCAGGGACCAGGCUGCCCGAGCGGGGCUGGCACAGGGCAGUGCCAGCAGUGUGACCACGGGCAGGGACCAGGCUGCCCGAGCGGGGCUGGCACAGGGCAGUGCCAGCAGUGUGACCGCGGGCAGGGACCAGGCUGCCCGAGCGGGGCUGGCACAGGGCAGUGCCAGCAGUGUGACCGCGGGCAGGGACCAGGCUGCCCGAGCGGGGCUGGCACAGGGCAGUGCCAGCAGUGUGACCACGGGCAGGGACCAGGCUGCCCGAGCGGGGCUGGCACAGGGUAGUGCCAGCAGCCACCUCAGCGCUGGCACAGCUCCAGAGCUGGGCCAUCCUCCUCCCCUGGAGCCCCUGGGCACUGCCCCCGCUGGCCUGGGGGGCUCCCAGGGCUCGUGGUGCCAGGCUGGGAGGGCAGCAGGGACCCGGGGCAGCCAGGACAGCAGCAGUGGGGAUUCCCUCAGUGCCCGGGUCAGGAGCCUCCUGGGGGAGCCCGGGCGCUGGCAGCAGCCGGGCAGUGCCCCGGGGGCGGUGCAGGGCAGCGUGCCCGGGGCUGGGGCUGCCCGGAGCCCGGCUGGCAGCAGCAGCAGCAGCAGCAGCAGCAGCAGCAGCAGCGGUGACUCGCUCGCUGCCCGUGUCCGCCGCCUCCUGGGCAGCGCCGCCCCCGGGGUCCCGGCCAGCCGCAUGCUGAGGAGCGCCGAGGAGCAGGAGAGGAAGAUCCGGGCCUGGGUGAAGCUGAAACUGGCCAGCCAGUCCCAGGAGCAUGGGGCAGACUGGGAUGAAGAGACCCAGCUCAGGAUGGAGGCAAUCAAGGCAGAGCUGCUCCCAAAGACCAGGGACCCCACGCCAGCCAAGGAUCCCUGGCUCUGUGGUUUGGAAGCAGCUUCUGAGCACCUGAGGAAGCAGGAGCAGGACCUGGAGGGUGACCAGGCUCCCGGGUGUCCCAGGGACAGGCAUGGACAGCUCUCCAGGACUCGGGAGCUCCUCCAGCCCAGCUCCCCACCAGCAGCACCAUUCCCUAGAGCUGUUCCCUGGGAUUGCUCCCUGCUGCAGGACAUGCUGAAACCCUGCAGUGCUGCUGACCUGCAGGACAUGCAGCUGAAACCCUGCAGUGCUGCUGACCUGCAGGAUGUGCAGCUGAAGCCCUGGAACGCUGCUGAGAUUAAAGACAUGCAGCUGAAACCCUGCAGUACUGCUGAGAUGAAGGAUGUGCAGCUGAAACCUUGGGGUGCUGCUGACCUGCAGGACAUGCAGCUGAAGCCCUGGAACACUGCUGACCUGCAGAGUGUGCAGCUGAAACCCUGCAGUGCUGCUGAGAUGAAGGACAUGCAGCUAAAACACUGCAGUGCUGCUGAGAUUAAAGACAUGCAGCUGAAACCUUGGGGUGCUGCUGACCUGCAGGAUGUGCAGCUGAAGCCCUGGAACACUGCUGAGCCCUGCAGUGCUGCUGACCUGCAGGACGUGCAGCUGAAGCCCUGCAGUGCUGCUGACCUGCAGGAUGUGCAGCUGAAGCCCUGCAGUGCUGCUGAGCCCUGCGCCCUGCGGUGCUGCUGA